GGUUGCUAGGAUUCUGCAAUGAGGGACAACAUCGGCUUUUGGUGUAUGAAUACAUGAGCAAUGGAUCUUUAGCAUCUUAUCUUUUAAGGAAUCCAAGGCCUAGCUGGUACAGAAGAACUGAAAUUGCUUUUGGAACUGCAAGAGGGCUUGCUUAUUUGCAUGAAGAGUGCAGCAACCUGAUCAUACAUUGUGACAUCAAGCCUCAAAAUAUCCUACUGGAUGAUUCCUUGACAGCAAGAAUUUCGGACUUUGGAUUAGCAAAACUUUUGGAUAAAGAUCAGACACGAACUCUUACAGAAGUUAGGGGAACAAGAGGAUAUGUUGCACCUGAAUGGUUGAUUGGAAAGAAGCCUAUAACGGUCAAGGUUGACGUCUACAGCUUUGGAAUUCUGCUGCUAGAGCUCAUUUGUUGUAGGAGGAAAGUUGAGCAAGAUUUAGAGGAUGAAAAACAAAAGGUAUUAGCUGAUUGGGCAUAUUAUUGCUAUGAAGAAGGGAAACUGCAUCUUCUAGUUCAGGAGGAUGAAGGGGCAAUGGAGGAUAUUAAUAGGAUGCUAGAAGGAACCGUUGAAGUUCCUUAUCCUCCAGUCAAUCUCUAUUCAUCAGCUUAAUUUAAACUUACCAAAGCCCCAUGAUCAGUUGAUAAAGGAGUGUGGUCAAUAUAGUUGGUUCUUUGGAUUCAUGGGGUGAUCUCUGUUGAUCUUGUGAGGCUUUCUUCUAGAUAUUCCUAGUUACAUGUUAGGUGAAUAAAUGUGUUAGGGCUGUGUUUCACCUAAAUUGUUGAACUCGUGUAUGUUUAUGUUUGACUGCAUUAUUCAAUAAAGAUUCCACCACUCA
This is a messenger RNA of Rubroshorea leprosula, 834 nucleotides long. NCBI's taxonomy places the organism in Eukaryota, Viridiplantae, Streptophyta, Magnoliopsida, Malvales, Dipterocarpaceae. The record is from the annotation of a GenBank genome assembly.